GAGGCAGAGCCAGCCUGCCACCUCCCCUCCUCCUCCUCCUCUUCUUCCUCCUCCUCCUCCUCGCCUUCGUACUUCUGCACCGGCUCCGCUCGGGCUCCGCCGCUGCCCCUCCGCCGCCGAGGCUGCCACAGAGCCCCCCUCCCUCCAUCCCUCCCUCCCUCUCCCUCUCCCCCGCCCUCCGCCCUGUCCCCAGCGCCGCCGCCGCCGCCGCUUCCACAAGAUGGCGGGGACCGUGGCCGAGCGGGACGCGCUGAAAAUAGAGGACGGGCAUUUAAACAACUCCCUGGGAUCCCCGGUGCAAGCUGAUGUGUACUUCCCUCGCCUGAUCGUCCCCUUCUGUGGGCACAUCAAAGGAGGAAUGCGGCCGGGAAAGAAGAUCUUAGUUAUGGGCAUAGUGGACCUCAACCCCGAGAGCUUUGGCAUCAGUCUGACUUGCGGGGAGUCAGAAGAUCCUCCUGCGGACGUAGCCAUAGAACUGAAAGCUGUGUUUACAGACAGACAGUUUGUCAGAAACUCUUGUGUAGCCGGAGAAUGGGGGGAAGAGCAGUCAUCUAUUCCUUACUUUCCAUUUAUACCGGACCAGCCUUUUAGGGUUGAGAUACUUUGCGAGCAUCCCCGUUUUAGAAUAUUUGUGGAUGGACAUCAGCUCUUUGAUUUUUACCACCGUAUUGAAACACUGUCAGCAAUUGACACAAUAAAGAUAAAUGGAGAUCUUCAGCUUACAAAACUGGGCUGAGCUUGUUAGGACUGCAGAUUCCAAACCAGCUCAGGUGCCAUCGUCCGUUUGGAGCAGUGACAGCCAGCUCUGGACACAGCUAUGGUAGGAAGGCUGCCCUGUUCCUUUUCCGCAUGCAGUUCUUCACUCCUGUGCCGAUGAAUUGGGCUGGUUUUUAUCCUAAUGAAGAGCACUGUUGGUUAAUAGACAUUGAGCCAUUUUUCUUGGAUCAAAAAAGCCCACCUGUGCUGGAUAAUCAAAUUGGAAUGGAUUCAGAAAGACUUGCAGUCUUUGUUUCAAAUCUCACAGAAAUACAGUUUCUGAAAUGCAGCGCUAAAACCGGUUACUGAACAGUAGUGACAACAAAAAACGAGUUUUUCUUUUGCAAGUAUUGUUUCUGCACUGAAGUGGAGUAGUGUAGCACAACAUAGGGCCACGUGCUGACGUCCUUACCUGGGGCCUGAGCCUGGUUCCAUGGAAAUCAAUGGCAAACCUCCCACUCACUUUAACGGGGUACAAUCAAACUGUCUAGUCCUUAGUCAAGCACAAUUCCCACUGAUUUCUAUGGCAUUUUUGCACACACCUUGGGGCCUGCUGUUCUGCUGCUGUAAAUCAGCAUUAGCCUCACAGCUUGCAGUGGAAUUCUGCUGAUUGCUCCCAGCUGCUGGUUUGGCCCAAGGGCUGUGCAAAAACUGACUGAGGGUGUGUGGACACAGCCUGUGUAUUUUAGUCAGGGUAUUUGCAUAGAAUGUAGGUCGUUAUGAGUUUUUGCACAACGUAUUGUUAAUACAAUUUUUAAAGCUUCUCUGUAGUUUAUUUAUUUAUACUCAUUGUAUGUAUUAUUAGUAAAAAAUGAACAAUCUUACUGGCGGUUAAGAACGGCAAAGUGUAAACAUUCUGAAUGUACAAAAUGUCUGAGAUUCUUUGGGUAAACUUUACAUAUCGUUCUUGAAAAAAACAUGUUUUCCUAUUGAACAUUUAAUUAUGUUUUAGUGGAGCCCUCUAGGCCCUGGGAAAAUGUGGGCAUGGUAGCUGGUGGGGGGGGAACUCUGCGUAUUCACUAGGAUCUGUUUUUCAGGGCUUACUAACUUUGCUGCACAGGAUAGGUUUGAGUUGAAGUCAAUCUGUUUUAAAAACUUAAAAACCAAAUUUGUAGGUUUAACUGUGCUUUUAUAACCCAAGAAGAAGUUAAAUUUGGCAAUCUCUUAGUUCAGAAAGAGAACCAGGCUCUUUCCAAGGGAGAUGGGAGAUUCUUUACACUUGUUUGAGAACAUAUUCGGCCUUUGAUAUGACAAUUAAAACUUGUCUAGACAGCCAAGUUAUUAAUGCUUGAAAAUCAGCUACUGCACAUGAAUAAUAACUUUUCAAGUAGCUUUUAAAAUAGUAGGUAUAGCUGUAUAAACACAGUCAUUGCGCUACACUAUAAAUGAACACAGCCACUUUCUUGACUUCUUUAGGACUAAAUACACUUUUUUCCUUGGCUGCUCACAAUGGACUGUAGUGGGUCUUUCUGAGUAGUUAUAAUCAUGAUAUAAACAUACAUUUAGGCAAUUUUGAAAACACAUAAUAUAGGGACUAAAACACAGACUAUAAAAACCAUCCUUUGUAGCACAGUAUUAAAAAAAAAAAAAAAAAAGAGAAGAAUCUCACAAACAGAACUGUGUUAAACCUGCAAUAAAACUGUGGUUUAAAGCCACCAGAACUGGAAUAUCCAAAGUUAAAUGUAGAAUGCCAAUGCAAAGCCUCAUUUUGUGCUAAUUUGGCCUGCAGUUAAGAAGCCUUAGACUGCAAGCUGAAAUUCCGACUGUGGCUCUAGUCCAAAGCCUGUUGAGGUCAAUCAGAGUCCUCUGAACAUAGAAGUCUGAUUCUUAUUUCAUGCAAGCAAGUGCAAAUCUCUUUGUAAAGCUGGGGGUUGUUGCUGCUGCAACAGGUGAAUUAAGAAUCAGGCCACCUAUAAAAUACAAGUUAAAAAUUCAAUUUUUAGCCUUAACAUUUGACACUCCCGACUUUUCUUCCUGCUUCCAAAUUAAGAGAGAACUCGUUUUCCAGGUGACUUUUUUAUCUGGUGUGUGGCUUUUAAGCUUUACAUCAGAUUCUAUUUGUACUCCAGAUUGAAUUGAAAUGUUCCUGUCUUGCUGUUUUUACUCUUUUACAUGAUACAUGAUGACUGUGUCAUUUUCCAUUGUAUAAAGAAUGCUGACAGUGUUUCGGUACAAAAUAUAUUCUUAAAAAUUAUGAUAAUAAAAAUCUGAGGGAAAGGUGCUUCUACAUGAGGUGUUUUGGAUUCUUCUCCAGCUUGGAAAUGAUCUGUGGUUCCAAAGCUGAGGCAGGCAGAAGAUAUUUGGAGAGAAAUUUAGCACCCCCUGUGCCCAGUGCUUUCUCUCAGCUGGAUAUCUAAAGCCAGGUUUGCUGAUGCAGGGCAAGUGCCUGAAGCCAGAAGUAGGAGGCAGGAGAGAGUAAGUAGCACCUCGACCCUACAGUAGCUCUAACCCAAAGGGAAUCUCCCUGACAGCACACCGGUAGAGGUUUCCCCUUCCAUGCCUUUGCUGUAUUCCCAGGAAAAGCAAUUUGGCUGCCUUGAAUUUUCACAGCCCUCACACUCCUGCACGGUCUCGGCACAGCACAGUGCCUGCACCAGGGAUGCUGAGAUGGACUCGGUGCACCACCUGUCAGUGGCAUCUCUGGUUGGAGCAAGGGCCUGCUGAUCCUGCCUUGCUCUUCUUCCCACCUGCUGUGCUGGGCGUUCCCAUUUGUUCCUGCUCCAGAAAUUUUCUGUCUGGGGAAAAUGCGCUUUUUUUUAACCCUGUUUCUGGUUUUGCCUCUGCAACCACAGCACCCACCACCUGAUCCUGCCCCGCUGUGGUUUCUGAGCCAGGCUUCAAGGCAAGAAGGGCUGUGAACCCUCUACUGACGCGUUGCGGUUUGGCUUAGAGCUCAGGGCAGAAAGUCACAGUUAAGGCUUCCACAUCCAUCUAUCUAUUUAUCUAUCUGUCACCUGCUUGGAAGCCUUUUUAUUUUUCUUUUGCUCUUGGGCACUACCAGGCCAUGGCAGGUGAAAGAAGGAUUAUGUCUAUGUCACCAAGGGCUGUUUCCACAGGUGCUUGGCUUACACUGCCUAAUCACGUUAAGAAGCAAUUGCAGAACACUUGCAUGUGCAGUGUAAGUCAGAGAAAACUGAGGCCUUAACUGUUUCUGCUUAGUUGGACCUGUCAAGUGUUUAAGGUAGGAGACUGUGCUGCAAAAUUCAUAUCUGAAUUUUUAGGUCUCCACAACUUAGGGAUUAUUCAGAUCUUCAUUUUGAAUAUAAACCCUAAUAGACCUGAAGUAAAGACUGUUUCCAAAUUGGGCUAGGUGUUUCAGUAGAGACGAGCAGUCUGUGAGCUUCUUGGAAGCUGCAAAUCUUCAGGACUUAAGGAGUGUGUAAAGCAACUUUUGAAACCUUAUGCUAAAAUUUAUUAGCUGAAUAUUUCUGCGGUUUCCUCUGAGUGAGGAAGUUGAUUCUGAAAUUAAAAAAGUCUUGAAUGGGUAAAAUCCAUGUGCAGUGGAAUCACUAAACUUAGCAUAGCUUUAUUUUUUCCAAAGAGGAAAAACUAAAAA
This is a messenger RNA of Empidonax traillii (willow flycatcher), 4312 nucleotides long. It is a transcript of the gene LGALSL, whose product is annotated as galectin like. The transcript has 5 exons. Bases 221 to 736 code for a protein of 171 amino acids. The record is from RefSeq and is a predicted model, not a curated record. NCBI's taxonomy places the organism in Eukaryota, Metazoa, Chordata, Aves, Passeriformes, Tyrannidae. Gene Ontology annotation, molecular function: carbohydrate binding.